Arvicola amphibius (Eurasian water vole) is the source of this 2010-nucleotide messenger RNA. It is a transcript of the gene Slc17a7, whose product is annotated as solute carrier family 17 member 7. The coding region runs from base 1 to 1758 and encodes 585 amino acids. NCBI's taxonomy places the organism in Eukaryota, Metazoa, Chordata, Mammalia, Rodentia, Cricetidae. Gene Ontology annotation, biological process: synaptic transmission, glutamatergic; regulation of synapse structure or activity; neurotransmitter loading into synaptic vesicle. Gene Ontology annotation, cellular component: excitatory synapse; synaptic vesicle membrane. The record is from RefSeq and is a predicted model, not a curated record. Gene Ontology annotation, molecular function: L-glutamate transmembrane transporter activity; neurotransmitter transmembrane transporter activity. The transcript is spliced from 13 exons.
AUGGAGUUCCGGCAGGAGGAGUUUCGGAAGCUGGCGGGGCGCGCCCUGGGGAAGCUGCACCGGUUGCUAGAGAAGCGUCAGGAAGGCGCAGAGACACUGGAGCUGAGCGCCGACGGUCGCCCAGUGACCACGCACACACGGGACCCGCCUGUGGUGGACUGCACCUGCUUUGGCCUGCCGCGCCGCUACAUCAUCGCCAUCAUGAGCGGCCUGGGUUUCUGCAUCAGCUUUGGCAUCCGCUGCAACCUGGGUGUGGCCAUCGUGUCCAUGGUCAACAACAGCACGACCCAUCGUGGGGGCCACGUUGUGGUGCAGAGCACAUACAGGUCUGUCCACAAACAGGAGGCAGUCACCCCCACACUUGGGGAUGUUCAGGGAGGGGAUACUGAGAAAGCCCAGUUCAACUGGGAUCCAGAGACUGUCGGCCUCAUCCAUGGCUCCUUUUUCUGGGGCUACAUUGUUACUCAGAUUCCUGGAGGAUUUAUCUGCCAAAAAUUCGCAGCCAACAGGGUCUUUGGCUUUGCCAUUGUGGCUACCUCCACCUUAAACAUGUUGAUCCCCUCAGCAGCCCGUGUCCACUAUGGCUGUGUCAUUUUCGUGAGGAUCUUGCAGGGAUUGGUGGAGGGGGUCACAUACCCUGCCUGCCACGGCAUCUGGAGCAAAUGGGCCCCUCCCUUAGAACGGAGUCGCCUGGCGACGACGGCCUUUUGUGGUUCCUAUGCCGGGGCAGUGGUUGCCAUGCCCCUUGCUGGGGUCCUGGUGCAGUAUUCAGGAUGGAGCUCUGUCUUCUAUGUCUAUGGCAGCUUCGGGAUCUUCUGGUACCUAUUCUGGUUGCUGGUCUCCUAUGAGUCCCCUGCACUGCACCCCAGCAUCUCAGAAGAGGAGCGCAAGUACAUCGAGGAUGCCAUCGGAGAGAGUGCCAAGCUCAUGAACCCUGUGACGAAGUUUAACACGCCCUGGAGACGCUUCUUCACAUCCAUGCCCGUCUAUGCCAUCAUUGUGGCCAACUUUUGCCGCAGCUGGACCUUCUACCUGCUCCUCAUCUCCCAGCCUGCCUACUUUGAAGAAGUGUUCGGCUUUGAGAUCAGCAAGGUGGGCCUGGUGUCUGCGCUGCCCCACCUGGUCAUGACCAUCAUCGUGCCCAUCGGGGGCCAGAUUGCCGACUUUCUGCGCAGUCGCCGGAUAAUGUCCACCACUAAUGUGCGAAAGUUGAUGAACUGCGGGGGCUUCGGGAUGGAAGCCACACUGCUGCUGGUGGUUGGAUACUCACACUCCAAGGGUGUGGCCAUCUCCUUCCUUGUCCUGGCUGUGGGCUUCAGCGGCUUUGCCAUCUCUGGGUUUAACGUGAACCACCUGGACAUUGCCCCUCGCUAUGCCAGCAUCUUGAUGGGCAUCUCCAAUGGCGUGGGCACACUGUCUGGGAUGGUGUGCCCCAUCAUCGUGGGUGCAAUGACCAAGCACAAGACUCGGGAGGAGUGGCAGUAUGUGUUCCUCAUCGCCUCCCUGGUGCACUAUGGGGGUGUCAUCUUCUAUGGGGUCUUUGCUUCGGGAGAGAAGCAGCCGUGGGCAGAGCCAGAGGAGAUGAGCGAGGAGAAGUGUGGCUUUGUUGGCCACGACCAGCUGGCUGGCAGUGACGGAAGUGAAAUGGAAGAUGAGGCUGAGCCCCCGGGGGCGCCCCCAGCGCCUCCCCCUUCCUAUGGGGCCACGCACAGCACAGUUCAGCCUCCGAGGCCCCCGCCCCCAGUCCGGGACUACUGACCACGUGCCUCCCACUGAUUGGCAGUUUCCAGGACCUCCACUGACACACCUCUAGCCUGGCGGCAGCGUGGAAGAACCCGACUCCUCUCUGCCCUGCCUCAGGCCUAGGAUGCAAGUCUCCCUCGUUCGCAGUGCUGUCCAGCCAACCCUCUUCCCUUCUCUCCUCCUCAAGGGGUGAAGCUGCAGUAGCGGUUUCACGGAUACCCAACCCCCCGGAGGUUGUUCUCCGCCUGUCUGCCUGUGUGGUUUCAA